Molecule: messenger RNA, 3618 nt
Organism: Chelonia mydas (Green sea turtle)
Lineage: Eukaryota; Metazoa; Chordata; Testudines; Cheloniidae
Product: vasoactive intestinal polypeptide receptor 1
Exons: 13
Coding region: 35-1357 (440 amino acids)
Biological process (GO): cell surface receptor signaling pathway; adenylate cyclase-modulating G protein-coupled receptor signaling pathway
Cellular component (GO): plasma membrane
Molecular function (GO): peptide hormone binding; G protein-coupled peptide receptor activity; vasoactive intestinal polypeptide receptor activity
Source: RefSeq, a predicted model, not a curated record
CAGAGCUCAGAGGACGCGCCAGCGGCUGCUGAAGAUGCUGUGUUUCUCCUGGGCGCUUCUCCCGCUGGUUGCUUCUAUCCAUCCGGAAUGCAAGAUAUUCCAACAGGUGGUGAAAGACCAGGCUCUAUGUUUAGAAAAAAAUGAAGCUACUUUACCCAUCUUAAAAGGAUGCCCAGGGGAUUGGGAUGGACUGAGUUGCUGGCCCAAAGCCACUUUUGGAGAAGUGGUAAAAGUUGCAUGUCCCGGUUUCUUUGAAGAAAUCACCAACGUACACGGUUUUCUGCAAAGAAACUGUACGCAAGAAGCAUCUUGGUCAGAACCGUACCCACCGUACUCCAUUGCCUGCGGAUUCGAUGAAGGUUCCAGUAAAGGCCCUGAAGAUCAGAAAUCAUAUUAUUCUGCAUUUUGGCAUGUCUACACCACUGGCUAUGCGACAUCUCUGACUUCACUCAUUACAGCUCUCGUUAUCUUUGCCAUCUUCAGAAAAUUCCACUGUACACGGAAUUACAUCCACAUGCACCUUUUUGUCUCUUUCAUCCUCAGAGCCUCUGCUGUUUUCAUUAAAGAUGCUGUUUUGUUUGCUGAUGAAAAUAUGGACCACUGCUUAAUGUCAACGGUUGCAUGUAAGGUUGCAGUCGCAUUCUUUCAGUUCAGCAUUUUAGCCAACUUCUUCUGGCUCCUGGUAGAAGGGAUGUACUUGCAAACACUGCUGCUGUUGACAUUUGUUUCUGAUAAACAGUACGUGUGGUGGUUCAUUUUGGUUGGCUGGGGAGCUCCCAGUGCUGUGAUGUCUGCUUGGAUCCUAACCCGAAUCUACAGACAGAAUACAGGAUGCUGGGAUGAUGAUGAUGAGAAUACAGCAGUGUUAUGGAUCAUCAAGGGACCCAUACUGCUAUCUGUAUUAAUGAACUUUAUUAUAUUUGUCAACGUGAUCAGAAUUCUGGUGCAGAAAUUACAAUCUCCAGAGGUCAGCGGCAGCCAUUCUAGUCAUUUUGUGAGACUAGCUAAAUCCACACUGCUCCUGAUCCCACUCUUUGGAGUGCACUAUAUCGUGUUUGCGUUUUGCCCAGAAAGCACUGGAUUGGAAGCUAGACUUUAUAUUGAGCUGGGCUUGGGCUCCUUUCAGGGCUUUGUUGUCGCCCUUCUAUAUUGCUUCUUAAAUGGAGAGGUUCAGGCUGAAUUACGGAAGCACCUGCACGAGUGGCAGUACCACGAGUACCUGAACUUCACCCGCAAGCCUCGGACCCUGUCCAGAGAUAACAGCCCCGUUAACUAUGUCACUCAGUUAUCACUGCUUGAAAAAAUCAGCCCUACGAGGAAAACGUCCAUCUACCGGAAUGGCACGUCCUCCGUGUGAGCCUCCCAGAGCAAGCGGAGGUGUUGCAGAGUUGUCUCCUGAAAAAUUAAAGGAGGGAUGGCCAAUAUGGAGUCUCUGUAGGGUGACCGUAUUUCCCUCUACGGGACACCGGGUAGAAUUAUUUGUAUUCAAGCCGUUCCGUGGCAAUCAGUCAGAACUAUGCAGGGCAAACGUUCAAAUUAACAUCAAGUCGACUGAGCCCCCGUUAAAAAGAAAUACUGCAGUUGGAUUCUUUUUAUUUACCUUCUUCUCUUUAAGGCUCUAGGGUUCACACAGGGAGGGGUGACUCACACAUACUCCCGUAGGCCUCUCUCCCAUGGUGGGGGGGGGGGGUGACUGACUGACCCGACCCUCCCUGCCUGGUGCUCUCUGCUCUCCAUGCCUGGCUGGGCCCCUGGGACGGACCCGCUUCUCCUGGUACCUGGUGCCGCGUCUUCCCAAGGUGACACGUGGGGUCACAUGCCCCCCCCCCCGCCCCCGGCCCCAGAUUUUGCCAGGGUUUACACCAGAAUGUGGCCAGCGGCAGCCUUUCGGGACUGUAUGGGAGGGAAGGGACGGGAGCUGCUUCUCGCCGCUGGGGAGGAGGAGAGGGGAAGGGAUGGCCUGGCCCUUGUCUUUGCAGAGCUCAUCUCUCCUCUCCUCCCUCUGCCCCCCCCCACCCCCCAUGGCUGGAAGCAGCUUGUCCCUCCCUGCCCACAAUGCCCCCACUGACAUAACCCAAUCACCUCCGGUUCCCCCACCCCACCCCCCAGCUACAGCAUGGGCAGGAAGGGGUUAAGCCCUAGGUUGCAUUGUGCACCAGGGCCCAGUGGAUUCAGCGAACUCAGCCAGAGAGGUGGCUCAGCAGGGCGGGUGCCUAGGGGAGGGAGCAGCCCUGCGCUCCCUGGGGGCGGGCGGGGGGAUAGGAGAUGAAGAUGGUGGUCAGCCCCUGCCUGGGGGGGCUGCUGUGGAGCCUGCAGGUCAAGGCGUGAACAGGCUGGAAAUCGCUUCCCCCCACUCCAGAGCUUAGCUGAAGGGCAGAGAAGCUUCCCCGUGCCAGGGCUGUGCGGGCUUUGGCAUAUGCAGGGCUUGGCUCCUUCUGGCCAGCGCCCCAGGCCAGAGGGUCUUAGGUUUUCCUGGGGCGUCGGCCCAGCCAGAGGCAGUGGGGGAAGGAAGGAGCCUGCUGGCCAGGCUGCUGGUGAGCUGAGCAGUCCCACCAGGGGCUGGUUCUCUGCCCAGUGCUGGGAGCAGGAUGCACCCCACGGGGGGGAUAGGGAGGAGCAGCAGGGUUGGCGUGGGUGAAGGGGCAAAGCAGGGAGAGGACAGCGAGAGGGGGAACGCAUAAAGGGCUGACUGGUGGGCAGCAGAGGUGACAUGUAACUGGUCACUACCUGGCACCUGCCACCAGUGCUGGCCGGAAAUGGACUGGGGUCUGGGUCUUGCUGGCUGCGAGCUGGCAUGCAGCAGGGGCUGCACUGAAGGACCAGCAGGGGGAGCGGCCGGACUCACACGCUGCAUCUUUGCCCCGCCGCCAACCUUGCAGACCCACCCCCAUCGCCGGCCACUGGAUUGCCCCCCACUCGACACUGGUGGGAGGGCGGCUGGCAAGCAGGGAUCUGGCCAGCAGCAGGAGUGGGAGGGAGACAGAAAAUACGGGACAAUUUGCCCGUUUUUAAGAAAAAGUCAGGACACCUGCAGGAAGGCUUAAAUAUGGGACUGUCCCUUUAAAAACGGGACAUCUGGUCACCCUAUUUCUCUGUGGAUCCUCAUGGUAGAACUUCUUGUCGCAGACAUCUCUCACUCUUCACUGCAAAGUCCACGUCUCAGGAUUUGGGCCUUUGCCAAGUGCUUUGCAUUUAAUCCCGUGAUCUAGAACUGUAAAGUGUGUGUUAAUGCUUGUUGGAAGGCAUCAUCACAAUACGGCCCUGACCCACAGCCCAUUCAGAUCAAAGGGAGCCUUUCCAAAGGGUUCAAGCCCUAUAUCUCUAGUUCCCUCACUAAAACUAGAGAGUACCUGGCUAGACUCCCUCCCAACCAAGUAAUUCAGAUCAUCUCUUUGUUAAUUGCAAUCUUACCUUUCAGUUCCAGCAACCCUAACGUUCUCUGUAAGGGGCCAUCCCCUUAUGCUAUGUCUGCCCUGGGGACUGCGUCAGCUCUUCUUGUAAAAGAGCAUCAUUUUGAUCCUUUGUCUAAAAUUCUCAUUGCUUAACGUGAGCAACUGGAAACGGAUUUGUGGUGUCUUUAUACUGCAGAUGUAGACACAUAAAAUAAAAAUAACAAUG